This is a messenger RNA of Plasmodium fragile, 1146 nucleotides long. RefSeq lists its product as uncharacterized. The transcript has a single exon. The record is from RefSeq and is a predicted model, not a curated record. Gene Ontology annotation, cellular component: cytoplasm; nucleus. Bases 1 to 1146 code for a protein of 381 amino acids. Gene Ontology annotation, molecular function: translation elongation factor activity. NCBI's taxonomy places the organism in Eukaryota, Apicomplexa, Aconoidasida, Haemosporida, Plasmodiidae. Gene Ontology annotation, biological process: translational elongation.
AUGCCCCAAUUUGAAAUUGGGAAGGAUGACAAGAAGGAGGAGUUCCUUAAUUACUCCCCCCUGGGUAGACUCCCCGUUUUAGUAACCCCCAAUGGAAGCCUAUUCGAAAGUAAUGCCAUAAGUAAAUACUUAUGUAGCAUCAGGCGGGAGAACAACCUAUUGGGAAAGGGAGCCUUUGAAGAGGCACAAGUAAAUAUGUGGAUAGAUUUUAAUACCUACGAAUUGGAAAUUCCAAUCUGUUGCUGUAUGAGCCAUAAGACAAACGAAAAAUCCCUGAAACACAUACAAGAAACAUUUGCCUGUUUGAAUAACCAUUUGUUGUUAAACCAAUUUAUGGUGGGAAAUGGAAUAACCCUAGCUGAUAUACUCAUAUGUGUGAUUAUAAGCUUUGCAAUAAAAUCAGAAAAAAUCGAUGAGAGCCUUUUAAAAAAAUAUGGAAACUUGUUCAGGCUCUACAAUACCAUAAGUAACCAGAAGCAGUUCAAGUACGUUUUUGCAAGUCAACAGCAGCAGGCAGGAAAGAAAGGAGGUGCCCAAGACAAGAAUGUACAAAAAAAUGCAAACAAUGAAAACAAGAAAGAUAAAAAGAAAGGCAACAAAAAUGACGAUGAUGAUGAAUGUGAAUUAUUAAGUGAUGAACCAACUGAAAAGAAAACAAAGAAAGCAAACCCACUGGAUUUGUUACCCCCAUCAUCCUUUUCUCUAGAUGAAUGGAAAUACAAGUUUAGUAAUGAAAAGGAUCUCCUCAACGUAGCCAUGCCACAUUUUUGGAAGACCUAUGACCCUAAAGGCUUCUCCCUAUAUUAUAUGAAAUAUGAUAAGUUAGAGGAUGAAUGCCAAAUAUCUUUCGUUGCUUGUAAUAUGGCUGGUGGAUUUUUGCAAAGGCUAGACAAUAAUUUUUCCAAGUACUCUUUUGCCGUUAUCACCGUGCUAGGUGAAAACAAGGACUAUGAUAUUGAAGGAGUGUGGCUCUUCAGGGGUACAGAAAUUCCUUUCGAGAUGAAGGACCAUCCUUCCUUCGAGUACCACGUGUUUAAAAAGUUGGAUGUCAACAACAGUGCUGAUAAACACAUUAUAGAAGAUUACUGGUGCUCAAAGGAGUCUGUCGCCGGCCGUCCUCUCGUCGACCGCAAGGUCUGGAAGUGA